CAUGAGCCUCUGGGGUCAGUCCUGCUCUGGGUUGACUGUGGAUCUCUUUAUAGGAUUAUCUAUUCUCAGGACAGGAGAAAGGCAGAGGGAGGGAUGAACCAAAGUCGAACUUGUGGUAUGACCUGUGUAUUACAAUUGCUAUGAAAAACCCACUUCAUGUGAAAGGGAUUUGAAUUUUAUUCAUCUAAGAUAAUUGAAUUAUCUGGUGUGCACAAUGGAUGAGGCAUUGAUGAACGCAGAGGGUUUCCAGGCUGACGGAGAGAUGAGCUGCCUCAACCUGUCCGUCAAACUGGACAGCGAGGACAGUGACGAAGAAAGUAGUCUGGAGGAGCCACUGGUCACAAGCUGGACCGAUCUGUCCAUUGUAGAGCGUGUGGGCCUCAACAGUGUGGAAAUGUCAGAUAAGGAUUUGGAGACGGCCUUCUCUCAGAUCACGCUGGCCUUCCGUUGUGAUCAGUACACUCUGAAGCAGAGAUUGCAGGCGGAGGAGCACGCCCGCAACCUGGCUGAGGAGAACAUCCAGCUGGAGCUGAGCAGAGGCAGGGAGACGCUGGAGAUGCUGAAGAGUCUGUGUUUGGACAGCAAUCGCAGUCAUAUCCUGCAGAGGCUGGAGCUGUCUCUGGACAUCCUUGGAGGAACAGUGGAGCGAGUCUCCAACACAGCGGAGGUGCUCGGUGCUGUGCACCAGGAGGCUCGAGUGAGUCGGGCAGUGGAGCUCAUGGUGGCUCACGUGGAGAGUCUGAAGAGGCGUUCUGACAAAAAUGUAGUAGAGCUGGAAGAAACCAAGAAGAUCAUACAGCAGCAGAAGAACUCCAGAAACACCAAUCCUAGAUCUACUUCAGAUCCAGAGGAUAGUGAUAGUGGAGGGAAAAGCUCACAAAAAGCCACUUUACGCCGAAGGAUCAGUGCAUCUGUCAUUACCAGCCAAACUCAGGAGAAGAAAAAACGUGAAUCAAAGAAACGAGUCUCUUCCAGCAAGAAGCCGACCCCCUCGGGCCCAUCUCCUCCGAUGAACUCGGAGUCCAACGGCUCUGCUGCGGCUAAAGAGGGCCGCUGCCCAGUAACGGAGAGGGAGCUCAAUCCAGUCCCAGCAGAAACUUCAGCCCCUGCAGCCCCAGAGCCCGCUCCUGCACCCAACCCAGAGAGCCCCCCGGCAGAGCAAGUGGCCCCCAAAAUAACACAAAACAAAACCCCCCCGGAUACUUUGCGACAAAGACACAAGGGCAAAGAGGCUUUAUCAAACAAGGGGAAGGAAAAAAGAGCGGCAAACAUCCAGAGACAAAUAUCCAUGGGAAUGUGUGGAUGCUGCACGCAGCAACCUCCGCCUCCCCGGGUGCAUCGGGGGAGAUGGAUCCGUGUCUGCCUAAACUUGUUUGUGCUUUUCUGUGUCAUCGUACUGACUUUCGUCUUGUGGAAGCUUUAUGAGGGAGAUCUCGAAUACUAAUCUGCUUUACUGGAAAAUACUGUUUUGAAUGCACCACCUGGAUUGUGUCACUAUUGUCAACGACAAGUGUG
Cololabis saira (Pacific saury) is the source of this 1515-nucleotide messenger RNA. RefSeq names its product inositol 1,4,5-triphosphate receptor associated 2 (gene irag3a). The transcript has 13 exons. Bases 215 to 1444 code for a protein of 409 amino acids. NCBI's taxonomy places the organism in Eukaryota, Metazoa, Chordata, Actinopteri, Beloniformes, Belonidae. The record is from RefSeq and is a predicted model, not a curated record.